AGGCACCGCCUCUUUUCCCUCCCCCUCCUCCUCCUCCUCCGUCUCAAGGCUCUCGCCAACCUCCUUUCGGAAGAUGGCCGGGCUAAACAGCAAGACCCACGCAGCGGAGGCGCCGAGAAGCAGCGGCCGAGGGGUCGUGAUUUCAGAUGAUUGGCCUGGGUAUAGUUUGGAACUGUUUACAUAUCCACAACACUACUAUGGAGAUCUUGAGUAUGUGCUCAUACCACAUGGGAUCAUUGUGGACAGGUGGCUACAAAUUCUGUGCUGACCUUGUGGAGCAUAUUAAGAACCUCAGUAGAAAUUCAGAAAGGUUCAUCUCCAUGAAAGUUGACUUUGUCAGACUGAAAAGUUACCUGAAUGACCAGUCUAUGCAAGAUACACAGAUCAUAGGGGGAGAUGACUUCUCAAAGCUGGCUGGAAAGAACGUAUUAAUUGUGGAGGAUAUCAUUGGAACCGGAAGAACGAUGAGAGCUCUCCUCAGCAAAAUUGAAAAAUGCAAGCCCAAGAUGAUCAAGGUGGCAAGUUUGCUGGUGAAAAGAACAUCUCAGCCUAAUGGAUACAGACCGGACUAUUAUGGAUUUGAAAUUCCAAAUUUAUUUGUGGUGGGCUAUGCUUUAGACUACAAUGAGUACUUCAGAGAUCUAAAUCUGACAUCCUUCCACACCCUGCCCCCAAAGAUAAAAGCAGGAUUGUUGCAUCUAUGAAAGUGACAUCAGCAUUUUGGAGUGCUCCCUUUCGACAAUUAAUUCAACUCAUUCAUCCUUCAGUUGGCUGGAUCCCAAAGCUAUCCGGGAGAAAAUGACUGAGGAUGACAAAACAAACACUAUCCAAAACAGCUAUAUCUAUAACCAGUUUAAGGGUAUAUUUUUAAUGGGAAGCUUCAAUCUACAAAGCAGUCCAGAUCUAUUGUUGUAUGUUGUGUCCCAAAUAACCUUUCCCCAUGAUUC
Molecule: messenger RNA, 947 nt
Organism: Podarcis raffonei (Aeolian wall lizard)
Lineage: Eukaryota; Metazoa; Chordata; Lepidosauria; Squamata; Lacertidae
Gene: PRTFDC1
Product: phosphoribosyl transferase domain containing 1
Exons: 9
Coding region: 147-704 (185 amino acids)
Biological process (GO): purine ribonucleoside salvage
Molecular function (GO): hypoxanthine phosphoribosyltransferase activity
Source: RefSeq, a predicted model, not a curated record